AUAACCUCCCUCAAUUGACACUUCUUUUUUGUACCUUUGUACCUAUAUUAGUAAUAGUAUUUAAUGUGCUAUUUUGCUAUCAGUGCCUGCCAUCGAUUUAUUAGAUAGUAGCUUUAUAAUUAUACGUCCAUGGUACCUGCCUAUUUGUUAUCUAAAACUUUUUUACUAAGGUUUUAUGUUCCAGCCAUAAAAACGUAGUGAUUAUCUCUUGGAGCCAGACUAGCACAGCAGACUAAAAUAGUAUAUAGUCAUUAAAUAGUGAUCUGUGUGCUUAUUUACAAUUUAAUCCACAAAAAUUGUGCACUCUGAACUGUCCUUAUUUAGUUUUAAUAGUUUAUAUUAUUUACAAGAAACUGAGUGCCUGUUCUGUACUUAUGCUGCACAAGUUUUAUAAAUCGCUUCGCUCACUGCAUACUUUGGUAAAUAUUUCCAAAAACCAUAAAAUGAACCAAAAUAAGUGUUAUUUUAGAUACAUUGAAGAUGAGGAUACAAUUAAUAUAUCAUUUCUCCAUAAUGUAAAAGAUACCUUGCGGCAGUUUAAUUUAAACAGGAAAUCUUCUGAAACUUUACAAACAUUGUGUAUUCGCAUCGCAGCAAAUGUUCAGAAAAUUUGCAAUAAGAAAUCGAAAAAGAAAAGUACUGAUAGCGAUGCUGAUAUUGUAGUGAAGAUCUGUGACAAUAAACUGAAUCCUAUUUCUGAUGACAGUACUUGUUUAAAUCUAUUCAACUACCAGGAGCCACUAGUGUUAAAAAUUUCAGAGCAUUUAUAUGAUAUAGUAUUGAACGCUCCAUGGGUUAUCCGUUUUAACUUACCAAAGGCUAUUAUAGUAGGAUUUCCAGUGUAUCCUGAAAGUUUGAAUACACUUUAUACUGACCAACAACUAAGUAUUUUUAAAUGGUAUAAAGGAAAAGCCUACAAUGACAAAGGAAAAGCAAUUAGUGAUGCACACAUUCAAUGGCAGUUCAUUGUUGCUAGUUUCUACUACACUCCCACAACAGAUGAUAUUGGUUUUAAACUGAAAUGUGAAUUUAUUCCAGUGAACAGCACAGCUAUCGGCCCAGCUGUAGAAGAUAUAUCAAAGAAUGUGGUGGAAGCUGGACCUGGACCUUGCCCAUUUGAAAUACGGCAUUUAUUUACUACACAAAAAUUACAUGGCAAAAGCUUCCGAUGUGUUUCAUACAAUAUAUUGGCGGAUUUAUACUGUGAUUCUGACCAUACAAGAACAAUUCUAUAUCCAUACUGUCCACCCUAUGCUUUGCAUAUUGAUUACAGAAAACAGCUCAUUUUAAAAGAGUUGCAAGGUUACAAUGCUGAUGUAAUUUGCCUUCAAGAAGUAGACAGAAAGAUUUUUAAUAGCAGUCUAUUGUCAUUCUUGGCAUGUGACGGUUUAAAAGGAUUGUUUUAUAAAAAAGGUAAAUUGGUUGCCGAAGGCUUAGCAUGCUUCUACAGAGAAACAAGAUUUAAGUUAUUAGGAGACAAACAAAUAUUUCUAGCAGAAGCCUUGAAAAGUGAAGCAUGUUUAAAUAAAAUAUGGAAUACAAUUAGAAAUAAUGAGCCACUAGUUGCAAGAGUGCUAGACAGAUCAUCGGUAGCGAGCGCUACAUUCCUACAAUCAACUGAAAACCCAAACGAAAUACUUUUAGUUGGUAAUACACAUUUGUAUUUUCAUCCUGAUGCAGAUCAUAUACGACUAAUUCAAGGAGGAAUUGUAAUAUAUUGGUUAAGUGAUUUGCAGAAAAAAUUAACUAAAAAGUAUCCAGGAAAAAGAAUAAGUAUAAUUUUGUGUGGUGAUUUUAAUAGUACACCUUCAUGUGGAAUUUAUCAGUUGUUCACUACCGGGUCAGCACCAGAAAAUUUACCUGACUGGAGUUCUAAUGCCAAUGAAGCAGUUAAAGGUCUCAGCUUAGCACAAAACGUCCCACUGGACAGUGCCUGCGGAACCCCCCAGUAUACUAACUUUACAGAAGGAUUUGCAGACUGCUUAGAUUACAUUUUCUACGAAAAAAGCAAUCUUGUAGUGAAACAAGUUAUACCAUUUCCAAGUGAGGAGGAGUUAAAAGCGCACACUGCAUUACCCAGCAUAGUUUUUCCGUCUGACCAUAUUGCUGUUAUAUCAGAUUUAGAAUUUAAAUAAUUUGCAAUAUAUUACACGUCAGGUAAAAAGAGCUCUAGGCAACGAAAAUUUGAUUGACAAACCAAUAGCGCGGCGACACAAACUCCGUUGACAUCGCGCCUCACUCUGAAAUUCGAACCACCAUCGUAUAGAUCGACGUAUCACUCACAGGAAGGUCAAAAAUCAAAGUUAAUGGCUUUUAUCAUAGACAUAUACCAUUGUAUACUUUUUCAUUGUCAAUUCUUGAAUUUGCCUAAUGAAUUGAUGUAAUGGUGAUAGUAAAAUUAGUUACGUAAACUUAAAUCUAGAGCUAUAAAGGUUCCAAACGCGCCCUGGACUGAGAAGCCCACAACAAAACUCAGCCGGGUAUUCUUCUUAUUAUCACCACUUCACAAUAUUACAUAUAACAUAUAGCCAGAGUUAUUUUUACCAGACGCUGUUUCACUAAUUAGCUAGGUAUCUACUUAGACAUAAUAAUUUAUAUAAAUUGAUCCGGAUUUGUAAAUAAAAUAUUUACUAAGUGUAAAAUAUAUUAUUUAGCUACAUUUAAUAUUGUA
Molecule: messenger RNA, 2671 nt
Organism: Maniola jurtina (meadow brown)
Lineage: Eukaryota; Metazoa; Arthropoda; Insecta; Lepidoptera; Nymphalidae
Product: 2',5'-phosphodiesterase 12
Exons: 8
Coding region: 375-2135 (586 amino acids)
Biological process (GO): nuclear-transcribed mRNA catabolic process, deadenylation-dependent decay
Cellular component (GO): mitochondrion
Molecular function (GO): 3'-5'-RNA exonuclease activity
Source: RefSeq, a predicted model, not a curated record